Molecule: messenger RNA, 523 nt
Organism: Acaulospora colombiana
Lineage: Eukaryota; Fungi; Glomeromycota; Glomeromycetes; Diversisporales; Acaulosporaceae
Source: the annotation of a GenBank genome assembly
UAAUGCACUUUACGUGGGGUAUGUGGAGGACGAUGAGUCCAUCGGAGCAAUAAUGAAAAAGUUUGAGGAGUUAGAACGAAUUCAGGAAGAAAUUGCUGCCUCAAAACUUACGGAAUCCUUCCCAGAUUUUAAUUCUCCUAAUCAGCAAAAUUCACUUAAAGAAAAUGAAGGGUUAACGCAAGAACAACUCGAAGAAGUUUUCAGAAGGACUUCAAGUUUUACAGUCAAAUCCGCAACCUUUGCGCCUAACCUUGAUGAAGUCGACGAUUUAGACUAUUGGUUAAUUGAAAUGGAAGACGGUAAUACUGCUGAGUAUGAAGAAGAAGAUGAUUACAUGACCGUUGAUAAUGACUUCUGGGAUGAAGAAUUUGGAGAAAGAAAGCGAAGAAAAAUCGAAAAAUCUGGAACAGAACGCCGGCGCAAUAUAGACCGAGAGAGUCUUCUGCAACGAUACAAAAUUAUGCAGGUUAGACUACAAGAUAGAAACGGAAAUUUCUUCACUGUCAAGAAGAAAGUAAGGUGA